AUGAGUCACCAUGUGGUAGGCUUCAGUGAUUUCGCGACAUCGCCUUGUCGUUCGAAUACUUAUGAGUUUCCAAUAAUUUUCGCAUUCAUCAUGACUGUAGCCUGCUUCGGUAGUGAAGAGUUCCCUUGUGGCAUUGAAACAGAGCGAGUUCAUCUAUGUGCACACCAGGUGUUUUUGACCAAUCUUCUCACCUUCCGCGGAAGUGUACGGAUCUUCUCAAUUGGGGAAUUUCUGCGACGGCUGAGACUCUUUACUGUUGUCUCGCGCAUAAUCUUCUUGAUCUUCGUUUCUGAAGGGCACUUCGACCAACCAGAUUAUGAGGAGACUUGA
Messenger RNA from Fomitiporia mediterranea MF3/22, 330 nucleotides. RefSeq lists its product as uncharacterized. The transcript is spliced from 3 exons. NCBI's taxonomy places the organism in Eukaryota, Fungi, Basidiomycota, Agaricomycetes, Hymenochaetales, Hymenochaetaceae. The record is from RefSeq and is a predicted model, not a curated record. The coding region runs from base 1 to 330 and encodes 109 amino acids.